Ogataea philodendri is the source of this 543-nucleotide messenger RNA. RefSeq lists its product as uncharacterized. Gene Ontology annotation, cellular component: Sec62/Sec63 complex. Gene Ontology annotation, biological process: post-translational protein targeting to membrane, translocation. The transcript has a single exon. The record is from RefSeq and is a predicted model, not a curated record. Lineage: Eukaryota; Fungi; Ascomycota; Pichiomycetes; Pichiales; Pichiaceae. The coding region runs from base 1 to 543 and encodes 180 amino acids.
AUGAGCCAAGAAUCAGAAUCCGUAACCUCGUCCGUGUCGGUUUACAUCCCGAUCCUGUACGUGGCGGUGCUGCUCACCACACUGGUGCUGUUUUCGAUCGCCCAUCGCCGCAAAAAACUCGACAAGCUCGUGUCCAUGAGACCCAUCUUCGCCGAAAACUACCAAAAAGAGAUGUAUUUACAGCUGAAAAACGCGACCGAGCCGAAAGUCAACGACAAGGUGCUCAAGGCGGCGCUGAUUCGCCGGGGCGCGGAGGCCAUCCGUCGCAUGAUCAAACUCAAGGAGAUCCAGCAGUACGUCAAGGUGUUGUACCAAAAGGGCUCGAUCGGAGACGACGUGUACGAGAGCUUCAACUUGCAAAGCAAAUUGCAAGAGCUGGAGCUCAAUGAGUUGGCCGCCGAAGCAGAAUCGUACAAAAAAGGCUGGGCCCAAACGUUCUUCCCUGUUUGUCAAGAAGUCACCAUCAACGAGGCCCUCAGAAGACGGCUCAACUCGCUGGACCCGAUCAAAGAAACCCUCAAACACCAAUUGGUGCAAACAUAA